This is a messenger RNA of Caenorhabditis angaria, 554 nucleotides long. Lineage: Eukaryota; Metazoa; Nematoda; Chromadorea; Rhabditida; Rhabditidae. The record is from the annotation of a GenBank genome assembly.
AUGGAAGUGAUAUUCAGUGAUGAUGAAGAAGCUGAAAAUCUCCGGCGUGAUCUGUAUGAUGGGGUGAGUUAUCAAAACUUAGAAUUCGUGAUGUUAAUUUAUCGAUUUUUCAGACUUCAUCGAAAAAAGAGGAAAUUGCGAUGUUUGGAAUGUUUGGAUUAGUCAAAAAAAUCGAAAAACCGCGGGAAAAUGUUCUGUCAAGAACCCUGGUGAACUUGCAAAAAGAACCGGAUUUCGAGUUCGCGAAAAAGUUCGAGAUAAAGCGCGAGAUUUCUGGCGGGCUUCCCGUGCAUGUGGAUUUGGAGAAGACGAAUUCCGCGUCGCAAAUCAAGUGCCAACGAGAACAAUUGCUGAAGAAAUGGGAGGAGGAGAAUCGAGAAGAAGUUGAAUCUAGAAAAUCCGAUUUUCCCCUGCCCACCACCAGAAAACGCAAAUCGGCUGAAAAUAUUCUGGAAACUUCCAGCAAAAAACGCCGAAGAAGUCGGCGAAUUCAAAUUGAAGAAAGUAGUAGUAGCGAGGAAGAAGAAGAAGAGUUGGUCCCUGAAAAAUCUUAA